Messenger RNA from Pteropus alecto (black flying fox), 1417 nucleotides. RefSeq names its product synaptonemal complex central element protein 2 (gene SYCE2). The record is from RefSeq and is a predicted model, not a curated record. The transcript is spliced from 4 exons. Bases 606 to 1160 code for a protein of 184 amino acids. Gene Ontology annotation, cellular component: central element. NCBI's taxonomy places the organism in Eukaryota, Metazoa, Chordata, Mammalia, Chiroptera, Pteropodidae. Gene Ontology annotation, biological process: synaptonemal complex assembly.
UUUCCUCCGUGCGGGCGGCGGGCGGACAGUCAGGGAACGGCCGCGAUCUCGGAAUUCCACAGCGUACACUCCCCCCGCCACUUGUCUCCUGACAUCGAGGCCACCCCUUGCCUGGCCGGGCCCGAACUUCCUGACUGACCGACCGGGCCCUGACUGAUGGACGGACAGUGUGACUGACGCGCUGACAGUGGUGCCAGAAGUUCAUACUUCCACUCACGGCGUGUGGCAGGAGCAGUGUAGAGAGGGGCUCAGAAACCCAUGCGCCGCACCCGAUUUUUUUUAUUCUCCUCCCUCCUUUCUCUAAGGACUCCAGCUGACGCACACACCAGUUAGGAGCCCAGACGCCCCGGCGCCCCUUCCGGAGCACCUGCCCUCACCCCGGCCUUUCCAAGUUUCCCCACUUCUGUCCUGCUCUCCAGGCUCAGAUUCCCCCCACCCCAAGCCCCCAGCUUCGUGGUGCCCACUCCAGCUCUGCCCAUCCCUUCUGUGGGUCCCCACCAUGUCGCAGCGGCCCCCGGAUGUGCCCGGGGCCUAAGGGGCGGGAGGAGGGGAUCUGACCCUCCCUCCUUCCGUCUCUCAAGCACUGGCUGUGCUCACAGGUGGACAUGUCUUACGUAGAAUACAAGGACCAGGAGCCACAGCCGUUGGAGGAGAGCAAGGAGCAGCGGCAGGGCGAGGAGAGCCGUGAACAGGAAGCUGGUCGUGGUCCAGCUAGAAGUCAGGUUUCUAGCCCCUCUAUCGCCACCUCCAGUGCCAACCGCCAGCUGAUGAUGCUGGAAGGGAAGUCGGGACCCUACUUCUCCUCUCUGGACUCCAGCAUCGAGAUCCUGAAGAAGAGGGCCCAGGAACUGAUCGAAAACAUCAACGAGAGCAGGCAGAAGGACCAUGCACUCAUGACCAACUUCAGGGACAGCCUCAAGAUCAAGGUUUCGGACCUGACAGAGAAGCUGGAGGAGAGGAUGUAUCAGCUUUAUAAUCACCACAACAAGAUCAUUCAGGAAAAGCUCCAGGAGUUCACCCAGAAAAUGGCGAAGAUCAGCCAUUUGGAAACAGAGCUCAAACAAGUGUGCCACACAGUGGAGACCGUGUACAAAGACCUGUGUGUCCAGCCAGAGGCUACUACUUUGGAAGAACAGACCCACAAAGAUGGCGAAUGCUGACAGCUUCUAGGAGAGUCACCUCUUAGUGACAGCCACCCAGAGAAGGCUCAGAGGCCACUGUUCUGGCCACAUUGAGAAAAUUGUUUUUCACAGUUCUAUAAUGCAUCUUGGCAAAAAAAAAAAAAAUUCUAGCUCUUUGUGCAGACCCAAAAGGCAACGGGUCCAGCUGCUACCAUGGGCCCAGCUUUGGUACCCCCAACAUAUGGACAAUUCACCUACCCCAGUCCUGCACAGUUCAUUAAAUGUUUGAUUUUCAA